AUGUUGCCAACUCAGGCUAUUCUUCCUUUGCUAGCAGGCUCUCUGGCCCUCGGGCUAGCCUCCCCCAGGCAUGGGGAACCCGAUAUCUUCGAAUACAUUGUCGUUGGUUCCGGCCCUGGCGGUGCUCCUCUGGCCGCCAAUCUGGCCGAGGCAGGGCACUCCGUUCUUGUGCUGGAAGCCGGUAUCAACAAAACGGGGACUCGGAAUCAAACCAUUCCUUCUUUUUACGGGGUGAACCAGGUCGACCCGGAGGCAGCGUGGUUCUUCUACGUCAAGAACUUCGGUAACGAAGUAGACGAAGCACUGAAUGAAAAACUCGUUUAUCAAUUACCCAAUGGCUCCAAAUACAACGGACCAGAUCCGCCAGAGGGAUCAUCUCAGCUUGGUGUCUUCUACCCUCGAGCCGGUACAUUGGGCGGCUGUGACACUCACAAUGGAGGUAUUGUUGUCUUUCCACCCAAGGAGGACUGGGACAACAUCUCCGAAUUGACAGGCGAUGACACCUGGAGAUACGAGCACAUGAGGCCCUACUAUGAGAAGAUCGAGAACAACCACCACGUUCCCCCGGGAACUGCGGGUCAUGGGUUUUCGGGAUAUCUCGGCGUCGAUGUCACCGAAGCGUCGGUCGUGGAGGAAGCUAGGGGAACGGCCAAAGUCUUUGGCAAGCUGGACCGGAGCGGAAGCACCGAGUGGGAGACAAUUGUAACCAACGAUAUUAACAAUGUCUGGCCUAGCCGCGAUAGUGAUCGUGACUUGUACCAAAUCCCAUUCAAAGUCGACAAGGAGGGUAGAAGGAGCAAUGCAGCAACACGACUCAACUCGGUCUUCCACGCUGGCCAUCCUCUGACAGUGCGUCUCAACAGUCUCGUGUCACGUGUCUUGCUGGACCAUGGCUCCAGAGCCACAGGCGUCGAGUAUUUGGAGGGCGCCGACCCCCACGAGACCAAUCCUGGCGUUGUUCGGAGAGCUUUUGCAACGCGCGAGGUCAUCAUCACGGGCGGCACCUGCAACAGCCCCCAGAUCCUCUUGCUCAGUGGUAUCGGACCCGCAGAAGAACUCGAAAAGCACGGCAUUCCCGUGAAGAUUGACUUGCCUGGAGUGGGAAAGAAUCUCCAAGACCACCACGAGUUUGCCAUCAUCGACCGGUUCCAGCAAGAAUUCCAAAUGGGCGCCAAGUGCCGUACCUGGCAAGCUGAAGAUCCGUGUCUGGAUGAAUGGCUCCAGAAUGGAACCGGACCAUAUCGCUCCGCGGGGUUUGAUCACCUGGGCAAAUAUACAUCCUCGGUCGCGAAAAGUAAUACUUCGGACGUCGUCUUCCACGGUGGCGGCGGUAGAUACACGCCCACUUAA
Rhinocladiella mackenziei CBS 650.93 is the source of this 1350-nucleotide messenger RNA. RefSeq lists its product as uncharacterized. The record is from RefSeq and is a predicted model, not a curated record. Gene Ontology annotation, molecular function: oxidoreductase activity, acting on CH-OH group of donors; flavin adenine dinucleotide binding. The transcript has a single exon. NCBI's taxonomy places the organism in Eukaryota, Fungi, Ascomycota, Eurotiomycetes, Chaetothyriales, Herpotrichiellaceae. The coding region runs from base 1 to 1350 and encodes 449 amino acids.